AUGAUCACCAUCAUUGGCUCGCUCAAUUACGACUUGGUCACAUACACCAAAAGAGUUCCCGAUGGGGGAGAAACGAUCCAGGCAGAUUCGUUCGAAAAGCAUUUGGGAGGCAAGGGCUUGAACGAGGCGUUGGCGUGUGCGCGGCUCCGGAAGUCAAAGUCCACGGACGUGCGGAUGGUUGGAAAUGUAGGCGACGAUUCGUUCGGAAAUGAGUUGAAGGAUGCAUUGGUCGAGGCCAAGGUGGAUACGUCCAAUGUGGCGGUGUUGGAGGGCGAGCUGUCGGGCGUGGCUACCAUUUUGGUGGAGCUGUCGGGCGAAAACCGGAUCCUUAUCAUUGCAGGUGCAAACGGGCGGUUGAAGCCAGAGCCGGCGGACUUCGAGCGGAUCUUUCCUGCCGGUUCGGACAGUGACGACGGGAAGGAGUUUGUGGUGUUGCAGAACGAGUUUCCUUAUACCGUACAAUCGAUUCUGUGGCUCAAACGGGAACGUCCAGGUAUCAAUAUUGCCUACAAUCCGUCGCCGUUUGCCGCCGAGCUCAUCUCCGAGGCCAACAUGGCGAAAAUCGACUUGUUGAUUGUGAACGAAGGCGAGGCGCGCGCCAUCGCCAACGAGGUGCUAGACAAGUCGGUGCUUCCUCACGGCCAAGUGGAGGGUAUCGAGUUCUACAGCGCAUUGGCCCUCAAAUUGCAGCAGGUCAUCUGCCAAACAAACGUCUGCACUGUGAUCAUCACUCUUGGCUCCAAAGGCUGUGUUUAUUCAAUCAAACUGCGCGAAAAAGUCCAGUAUGAGCCGGCUGUUUCCGUGACCGAUGUGUUGGACACCACCGGCGCUGGCGAUACGUUUUUCGGCGGCAUUGUGCUGCAGCUCGCCGAGGGGAAAUACAUCGAGGAAGCGGUCAAGUUUGCGACUGUUGCCAGCAGUCUAGCCAUCCAAAAGAGAGGUGCCGCUGAGAGCAUCCCGGUCUACGAGGAUGUAGUGAAGGCAAUGUGA
Australozyma saopauloensis is the source of this 990-nucleotide messenger RNA. It is a transcript of the gene RBK1, whose product is annotated as putative ribokinase. Gene Ontology annotation, biological process: D-ribose metabolic process. The record is from RefSeq and is a predicted model, not a curated record. The transcript has a single exon. Gene Ontology annotation, molecular function: ribokinase activity. The coding region runs from base 1 to 990 and encodes 329 amino acids. Lineage: Eukaryota; Fungi; Ascomycota; Pichiomycetes; Serinales; Metschnikowiaceae.